AUUUGUAUAUAAAUAAAUGUAUUUAUUGAUGAGUUUUUUACACCGGAAAUUUUUUCAAUUUGAACCACCACAAAUCAAAUGCAUGCAGUAAUAAACAUACGCCGCCGUGUUCUCCCUCUGGUCGCCGCCGUCAGACUCCUCUCAGUCUCCACCCAACCAAACUUCACAAUCCCCAUCCCUUCCCUUCUGAAACGAACCCCUCCAGAGCAACCACCGCCGCCGCCUCAAAACCCUAGUUCCGCCGCCGCCGCCGCCGCCUCCGACUUCACUCGCAUUUCCGAAGUGCUGUCAAACCCCGCCAUCCAACCCGGUCCGGAUCUCGAACGUGCCCUAACCGCCGCGGAGGUCGAUCCGAGCUCGAAUCUCUUACUCGAAGUAUUCAAUCGGUUCGUUUCCGCCCCGAAACCCUUGUUCACGCUGUUCAAUUGGGCCCGCAACCGGCCCGAUUAUCAAUUCUCCAUUGCGGUUUUCAAUGCCGCCGUCAAUGCUCUCGGCAAGGCCCGAGAAUUUGACUCAGCCUGGUGUCUGAUUCUCGACCAGGUUAAUGCAGACCCGACCCGGCGACCCGAUUCCGAUACUUUCCUCAUCAUGAUCAGAAGAUACACACGCGCAGGUUUUCCCCUGGCAGCCAUUAGAACAUUCGAAUACGCAACCAGUUUAAAUUUCUUCCAUAGUGAUCCAGACACAGAAAACAAUCUGUUCGACAAACUUCUAGACUCCUUAUGCAAGGAAGGACACGUUAGCACAGCCUCACAGUACUGUGAAAAUCGCAAGACAAAAGAUCCAAGCUGGGCCCCACCUAUUCGCGUUUACAAUAUUCUACUCAACGGAUAUCUCCGAUCUCGAAAACUCAAACACGCAAUGCGCUUAUGGGAGAGCAUGAAGAAAGAGAAAGUCAAGGCAAACGUUGUCACGUACGGGACCCUCAUAGAAGGAUUGUGCAGGCUCCGCCUUGCUGACAUGGCGAUCGAGCUGCUCAAUCAGAUGAAAACCGAAGGCGUAAAACCAAACGCAAUUGUCUACAAUCCGAUAAUCGAUGCUUUAGGUGAAGCCGGCAGGUUUAAAGAGGCAAUAGGAAUGCUUGAACGGUUCUCGAUUCUUGAAACUGGGCCUACUUUAUCUACUUAUAACUCGUUGGUAAAGGGUUUCUGCAAAGCAGGGGAUAUUGUAGAGGCUAGCAAGAUUGUUAGAACUAUGAUAGAUGAUAAGUGUUUGCCUACGACUACAACUUAUAGCUAUUUCUUUAAGCACUUUUCGAAAACGGGUAAUAUCGACGCGGGUUUGACCCUCUACAAGAAAUUGAUCCAGGUAGGGUACGACCCGGACGGACUUACGUACCAUCUGCUGUUGAAAAUGUUAUCAAAGGAAGGGAACGUGGAAUUUACUUUGAAGAUUGUUAAUGAUAUGAGGGAGAAGGGAUUUGAUUUGGAUUUGGCUUCGAGUACGAUGUUAAUCAACUUGUUGUGGAGACAACAUAGGUACGAUGAGGCUGCGUUCGAAUUUGAGGACAUGUUACGUAAAGGCAUUGUUCCUCAGCACAUAACGUACACGAGGCUGAGUGAGGAGAUGGAGAAAAACGGGAGGGGUGAGUUAGCACGAAAGCUCCAUGAUUUGAUGAAACCGGUUACUCGUUCGACAAAGAUGCCUGAUACUUGUAAGGAAUCAAGAAGUGAUGUAAUGGAGAGAGCUGAAUUGAUGUCGGAUGUUUUGAAGACGUGUAAUGAUCCGAGGGAGCUUGUGAAGCAGAGGUACCAACCGGAGAAUGAUGUCAUUAGUGCGCAGAAAUUGACGGAAAAUAUUCGGAGGAAAGCUGAGUUGAGAGAAGCAAUUAGAGGAUGAGUGGAAUUGGAUUAUCAAACUCGUGCAGUACUUCUUCUCCAGAGCAACGGUAAGAACAACAAGGCAAGUGUUGGUGGUGUUAAUGUUAAUGCCGGUGGAGAUUCUGAAGUGAAGCCCACCACUUUUC
Molecule: messenger RNA, 1966 nt
Organism: Erythranthe guttata (spotted monkey flower)
Lineage: Eukaryota; Viridiplantae; Streptophyta; Magnoliopsida; Lamiales; Phrymaceae
Product: Pentatricopeptide repeat (PPR) superfamily protein
Molecular function (GO): protein binding
Source: RefSeq, a predicted model, not a curated record